UCAGCGCGCUCCCGCCGCACGCAGGGCUCGGGUGGCGGCGGCGGCUCCCGACGCGCUCCCGCUCCGCCCCCUGCGCUGCCCGACGGGAGGUGCGAUGGCUUCCCGCAAGAGCUCCAGAGCCACCGGCGGCAGCCCCAGCCCCGGCUCCAAGAGAGAGACUAAGCAUGGAGGAAGCAAGAAUGGAAAGAAAGAAGGCCUCUCUGGAAGCUCAUUUUUCACCUGGUUUAUGGUAAUUGCUUUGCUGGGAGUUUGGACAUCAGUAGCAGUUGUCUGGUUUGAACUUGUAGAUUAUGAAGAAGUUCUAGCCAAAGCAAAGGAUUUCCGUUAUAACUUGUCAGAGGUCCUACAAGGCAAACUUGGGAUAUAUGAUGCUGAUGGAGAUGGAGAUUUUGAUGUGGAAGAUGCUAAAGUAUUGCUAGGCCUGACCAAAGAUGGCAGUAAUGAAAAUAUUGAUUCCCUUGAGGAAGUCCUUAAUAUUUUAGCAGAGGAAAGCUCUGAUUGGUUUUAUGGCUUUCUCUCAUUUCUCUAUGAUGUAUUGACUCCUUUUGAAAUACUAGAAGAAGAAGAGAGCGAAGCUGCAGAUGAUGUUGAUGGUACGUCACAGAAUGAAGGGGUUCAGGGAAAAAAGACUUGUGUUAUUUUGGAUUUACAGAACCAGUGACUGAAAGACUAAUUUGAUUGGCUUUCAAAAAUGUCCAUGAAAUCAUCAGUCUUAUUAUAGCAAGAAUUCAUGGCAUUGAGGGAAACUUCCCAAAUGGACACACUAAAGUUUGAACUAAAGUUAGCCAUGCAAUGCUGUUUCAGUAGUUGAAAGCCUUUCAAGAAUUUUUCCAUUUUUGUGACAGGAUGACAAGUCUUACACAAGUGUGUAAAUAUGUAGAAUAAAACAUGUAUCUGUGGUUGUGUAGUUUCUGUAUGUGCUUCAGUUUGUGCAUUUUGUGCACACAACUUACAAAGCUUAAGUGUAAUAAUCUCUACUGUUAACACUAUAACAUUUGUCUUUCCAGCAAGCAUUAACUGAAGUAUUUUAUAACAGCCUUGAUUAUAAAGUAUUCUAGCAUGACUGCAUUUUGUAAAUACUUGUUUUUAUGUUAAUCCUUAAUAUAGACACAACAAUGAUAAUUCUCUUGUGAAAUAUGAUUUUAUUAAUUAACUUAUUUUGUGAUUCACUGAUUUCUCAGAUAGGUUCUUUUUCUUGUUCAAAGAAAAGCACUGCAUUUAUAAGCACUUGAAAAUGCUACAGAAACAUUUAUUUCUAAGGUAGCUAGCAUCUUGUAUUCAGAAACUACUCUGUCAUAUGGUUUAUUCCCACUGCUUUGUCUGUUUUCAAACUAAAUCUUCAGUAAUUUCUUUAAUAUGACAAUCACAUCACAAGGGCUGUUCCAAAUUCCUUUUCGUUUUUAAGGUGGGCCUUCUGUGGAAGUGGGAAGCUGUGAUUAUGUAUUUCUAAUGUAAUACUGAAUAUAUUAAAGACUAAUUGGAAAUUAGAUUUUAAUGUCUUCUAUUCCUUGAGCAGUUGAAGUAUUUAAUGUAGUUUUGCAAAUUUCAAUCUUUUUCUUGUGAAACUGCUUUAUGACAGUCAUUCCAAAGAUACUUUUCAUGUAUGUGAAUUCUGUCUUCUGUCAUGAAGUUAUUGGAAUAGAAAGGGCAGUUUAUAAUUGUGUCUUUAAGUUUGUGUCAGGUAUCAAUCAAAAGCUGAAACUGAGCUGUCCUCUUAAAAUGUGAAUAAUGUACUCAAAUUAUUGUUAAAAUUGUAUCAAAUUGUUUUUUGUAAUGCCUGCUUUGCCUAAGUUUGUAUUGGUUUCCUAUAUGAAGUUGAUUGCCAAGUUUAAACACUAGUAGUUGCAGGCUGAAAUUUUAACUUCUUUUUAAACUGAAUAAGAUUUCACUUACUUUGGCAUGCCAUUUUAAUUUAACAUGCCUGUUGGAAUAAACUUCCUCUAGAUCAUAUUUUAAAGUAAUAAAAAUGUGCUAGUGUUAAGCAAGUGAAAUGUUGUGAUGGGCUAAGGUCAAGGUGAUGGGCUGCUCAAGGUUUGUGAAUUAAAUAGAGCCAUGAGAGCAUUGGUCACAUUUUCUUCCAAAUAUUUGGGGAUUAUGAUAUAAGUAAGCUAACAGUUUAUAAAUUUAAUUGUUUUUAAACCAUUCAAUUAAAUUCACUGCAAGAAACUUGCAGUGUCUCAGAUGUAGGAAAUAAGUAAGGUUAGGUUAUUUUGUUUUUAGAAGUUUUUAAAUCUUAAUUUUAGAAGCAGAUUUGAAUUAGAAAUAAGAGUUUCAUCACUGUUUUGGGAUAAUAAUACCUCUCAGUGUGAAAUAAAAAUUAUCAUGGAAUAUUGAAUUCUGUUGUAGAUGCUUCAGUAAUGGAGCUAGAUAGCCAAAAAGAGAAGGGCAACAGCUGUUGUAAGAAAUAUAUAUAACUUCUAUAUAUUGAAGUUUAUACAAAAUAGUUAAAGAAUGAAUUGAUGAACUGGGAAUUUUUCAAGUGAAAUUGAGGUGGAUUGUUUGAAUCACAAGAAAUCUACAGGCAUUGAGAUAGGUGAUCAACAAACAGUGAAUUAGUUUAACAUGGGCUGCAGAUAAGAAAUGCAGCCAACAGAGUUCUGAUUCUAUAUCCUGCAACCUCCUUGUUGGUUUUAUUAAGUGUGUAGGCAUCAGCUUGAAAACAAUUGUAGUGGGAAUGAAUAGUUUGUAAGGGGAGAAGGGGUGAGAGGUGGGUGCAAAGACCCAGUGAAGUACCUUUGUAGGGUACUUAAUUUCUGGAAAAUAGUCUUCUCUCAGGACUGUUCAUUUCCCUGGAGUUGUUCCUGUUAACAAUUGAGCCCUUACCCUUGCUGAGUGGAGCUCUCAAAACUCUCCAAAAGUUUGGAAUAGGAGUUUGGUUUUCAUGUAUUCUGUUAAUGGCUGUGAUUACAAGCAAAGCUUGGCUAAGUAAGGAAGGUAAUAAGAUUUAAUUGAAUCUUCAGUUAUAUCAGCAUGGCAGCUUUUUUUUUGUUUGCUCAUUUGUUUUAAAAAAGGCAUUUAACAGGAAAAAACCAUUAAGCUGAGUAUGAUGUACGAAUAAGCAAAGAAAACUGAAUAGUAUCCCAAUUUGCUUGUGAGUCUGCACAAAUUGUUUCAAAUUAGUUGAGGAACUUGAAAACUAAAUUUUUAGUUUGAUUGUGACUAUAAAAAUGCAGUCAUUAAUUUUUUUUAAAGUAUUUUUAAAGUAUGGGCUGAAAACUGUGACGUAUUGCCUUCUAUUAUUUUAGAAAGCAAGGGUGUUGCUUUCUCCUGUGGUUUCUGGUCUGAGAAUUUAAAAUAGAAGAAAAUUAGUAGCAAACAAUAUUUUCUAUGUGGAAAAUAUAUUGCUUAAGAGAUAAGAACUUGCUGGGUUUUAUGCCUAGCAAGGAAUGAAACUACUGAUUUAAUAUUAAAUUUGACAUGCAGUUUCAUUAGAUAUCCUCAUAUUCCUUACAGUUAAUUUAUAUUAAAUUUUCGGAUCUCCAGAAAUAAAUGUCUGUGACUAAAAUUGUAGUCUUCCAGUUUGUCCAGCACUUUUGGAAAUGUGUGGGAUGUUCUACUUUGUCAUUUGUUAGUAAAUGUUUGAUAUUUUAAUUGCCGGUCUUCAAGCAAAACACUGCAUUAACCUUCAUAGCAAAGCUUUUGCUUGCUUUCUUGUGAUACUAAUGAAAAUAAAUUCAUAGGGGGAAAAACCCUUAAUACCCAUACAUCUGAAAUGGCUGAAAACUUUUGGAAGCUUUGAACCCCAGAUUUCUGUGACCACCUUCAGCAGUAUUUAAUUUGAAAGUAGAAGAGUGUUAUAAGGCAGAGAGAAAUCACAUUGCUCAUAAUGUAUAGAAUAGCUUUGAAUUGGAGAGAAUAAAGAGUACAUUGUUUGCAUAUCUGUUAAAAUUCAUAUUACAAAAUUUUUUGCCAGUAUUUUUCCCUGACCACUUUAAGAAAAUUCAUUAUUAGCCUCAAUUGUCUGUUUGUAGAAGUCAGAUUUUCAUAACAGUUAUUGGUAUAGGUUUCAUUUAGAUAGCAGCAUAGAAGUGUAUGUUGAAGCAUUAGAAAGAUUUUAAUUUCAUUUCAUGGUUGGUUGGGAGAGGUAAAAACCACCUGUAUUGUAAAUGUAAUUUGAGAGGUGGGGAAAGCUGUUGUGUACAGAUCAGUCAUUUUGGAGAGUUGUGUUACUGUAUUCCCUGUUUGGUUUCCAUCAGAUAAGCAGCUGUCAUAAUGAUGUCACACUGGCACGAAAUACAUUAACUAUUGUCUUUCUCAUGGUCAGUUAGGAUGUGUGUCUCAAGAUGAGGCCAGUAAAGGCAAGAUUUGCUUGUUGGUUUCUUACAUCUGCUUGUAUGGGAUGCAACAUUAACAUCUGUGAGUUCAGGAAACAAAAAUGCUUUCUACCACAUGUAUCUGAUCUGGAUAUUUAUUCUGACAUUAGGCAGCUAAAUAAGCAACAGGCAUUAAAGCAACAUAUGGAGAAUAUAAUGAAGUUUGGUGUUUGGUUGUUUGGGGGGUUUAUGUGUUAGUUGUAUGAAUUAAAACUCUUGCACUUGGAGACAUAUGGGAUUUGGUAAGACAAGUGCUCUGAGCUCAGUUUAAGGUAAGUGGUUGUUAGCUUUCUGUCAGUAAACUAAUUUUGUUUAGCAGAUGAUCUUGUGUAUCUAAUAUAGCAUAUUACAAAUGCACAAUCAUAGUAAUGAUUAUGUGCAGGGGGAUAUACAAACAAGCAUAAUUUUUUCUGGCUUGCAGUUCUUCUGGAAAAGGAAAAUAAAGAGAAAAAAUGUUAAUAAUAAUUUUGGCUUACAGAUUUGUAUUUCCUCUUUUGGUACUGCACUUUUAACGUCUUUUGCUAAUUUUCUGUGUGGUUAAGGAGGUUCUUGAUGAAGCAUCUUUAAUUAAGGCAAGAGUCUGAACAUCAGCGCUAGUGUUUUAAAACUUGAUACUUUAUAUUCUGUUAUCCAAGCUUUGCACAAAUUGCAGAAGGGUAGCAAGUGCUAUCUGUCAGCUGCUUAGUGCCAACCUGGCCCAUGUGCUUUCUGCAGUAAUUGCAAAGUAGCCUCUCCCCUUUUCGCAUCUAAGUGGAUAAACCACCUUAAUUAGCUCACAUUUGUUUUGUGGUGCUGCAGCUUAAAAGUGUUUAUGCAGGUAGAGGUUGUGGAGAAAUUGACUUCCAGGAAUUUUUUCACAUAGCAAAGCCUUUCAUCUAGCAAGGCUAUUAAAGUUUUCAGGGUUAUUAAAUGAAUAAAAUAGUAUUUGCACUUGACAGGUUGUUCAAUAUAGUGUUUAAUAUGAGAAAGUAAGUUUGUCAGCAUCUGGGAAACUGCUCAAAAAUGGAGAGCUUUUUGCCUAUUAUUUUUCUUUUGCAAUGCUUAUCUUUCUAAAUAAAAAUAGUAUUUAUAUAUUUUUCUUCUGAUGCUUAAGUUCUAAAUCUGUGCUCUCACUUGGGAGCUGUUUGUGGGGAAUGUUCUUGAAGGUUUUUAUGGGGAAAAAUAGAGGAAGUGACUGGACUUCGUUGCAAAAUAAAAAUGUUUUGUAAUAUUCCUGAGCUUCAAAGGAUCAGUUAAGAUGGCAAGUUGACCACCUUUAAGCUCUAUAUGAAAAUAACCACUUUGAGAGGAGUAUUUAAUUUAUAGAAUGACUAUUUAAAGCGGUUAUUUAAAAAAUAUUGUAAACCUAUCUGCCUGAGUUAACUUUGUACUCAGCCUUUUAAUUAUAGUAGCCAUUUCUGACAUUUGAUGAUAUCAAUUGUAUAUUUUCUUCUUGAAUUGCCAACAUUGCAUAUUUAUAAUGUGGGAUUGAAUGGGGAAAAAAAAGGAAUUUUAAAAUUAGCUCAUAACGAGUGUGAAGCUACUUGAAUUGGACUUUAGAGUCCACAAGUUCAACUUCUUGACUUAUAGAAUUCUAGACACUUGUUUGUGUACCCCCCGUGCUGUAAUAACCUCAGUCUUUGCCAUGAAUUCCCUUAGGUGCCAGAUAUGCCCUGGACAUUGCUAUCUUGGAAAACAAGGUGGUUUGCACCCAUCUUGCUUCAGCAUAAUUGGGGCUGACAAGUAAGGCUUCCCUGUGCUGUAGGGAUUUCCCCUUGUAGGGAUCAUGUCCAGGUGGAAAUCAAGAUGCAGCAGGAUUCUGGUCUUGUGAUUCAUGCAUAAUACUAAUGUUUUAAAAUAUAUUAUUUACAUACUUCUCUUGUGAACAGAUCUAUGAAUAAUAUGUUAAAGUUUACAUGAUUUAUGUAAUUAUGUCUUGAAUUGAUAAUUUGCUGGAAACUGUAGUGCUAUUCAUUGCAUGAAAGCAGAUUGAAAUAAAAUUACUGCUUGUCUGAAUAUUUAACAAGUAAAAUAACAGUAAUCAGUGAACAAGGUAUUUUGCAAUCUUUCAACAUAGUGCCUAUAUGUUUAUUUAAAAAUAAUUUGAAAUAUCUGUAUGAUAGCUUUUGUGUCUACUGAUACUUGUAAAAUAUUAGUUUUCCUUGUCAACACAUGCUUUUAAGAGUAUCUUGAAAUAUACAGUAAUGUUUAUUUUUAAUAUGAAAAGAGGAAAGGAGCUGGAAGUUUAAAUGGCUUUGUGCAACUUUUCUGUGUACUUUUUAUUGUUUGUUAUUUUCACUGAUGAUGUAAAUGAAAGUUGGAGUCUUUUAUAUGAUAAAAAUGUUCACUUAUUCUUCCAUGCACUUCUUAGAAAUAGUAAGACUGAAUAAUGAUUUUAAUCAAGUUAGAGCUCUGGACUUCAACAAUGGUGGUAAUCUAUGAGGGAAGAGCUUGAAAAAAUCAUAUCCCAGGUAUGAAUUUGUAAGGAAAUUAAUCUGAAGCCUGUAUUUUUACUUGACUAAGCUUUUUAAAAACAAUUUUGGCCAUAGUAUCAACACUUGAUAUUUUGAAAACACAUAGGUUUUCAAAAUAGAAGUUAGAUGCAAGGUCGCUACAAUGACUUUAAUGGCUACAUUCUUUAAAUUUAUGAUUUCAUUUUUUUAGUAUAGGCUAUCAGAGUAUUG
This is a messenger RNA of Oenanthe melanoleuca, 6976 nucleotides long. RefSeq names its product aspartate beta-hydroxylase (gene ASPH). Gene Ontology annotation, molecular function: protein binding; peptidyl-aspartic acid 3-dioxygenase activity. Gene Ontology annotation, biological process: peptidyl-aspartic acid hydroxylation. The coding region runs from base 95 to 661 and encodes 188 amino acids. Lineage: Eukaryota; Metazoa; Chordata; Aves; Passeriformes; Muscicapidae. The transcript has 5 exons. The record is from RefSeq and is a predicted model, not a curated record. Gene Ontology annotation, cellular component: membrane; endoplasmic reticulum.